Molecule: messenger RNA, 692 nt
Organism: Aspergillus pseudonomiae
Lineage: Eukaryota; Fungi; Ascomycota; Eurotiomycetes; Eurotiales; Aspergillaceae
Exons: 1
Coding region: 88-666 (192 amino acids)
Source: RefSeq, a predicted model, not a curated record
GCUUUACUCGAGCAGAGUGGAAUUCCUGGCAUUCCGCAAAUCUUCCAUUACAACUCUCGAGGCAAUUUGCGAGAUUCCGCCUUUUUGAUGCGGCAUUAUGUGACCGGAGCUACACUACAUGAGAUGGAACCCUGGCUCACUCCCCAGAAUCGGAAAGAUAUUGACCGGCGACUGGGAGUCUUAGCUCAAAAGAUUGGACAACAUGUGUCUGAUUCCUUUGGGACUCUGGAGCAGGUGGCCUGCGGCGCUGGGAGGCGAUCCUGGCGAGAGGCCUUUGUUAUCCUGUUUGAAAGCAUUCUCCGUGACUCAGAGGAUGUCUUCGUCAACCUUCCUUAUGCUGAGAUAAGGCACCAGCUUAGUCGGCUAUCACCAGCGCUUGAGGAAAUCACUUUGCCACGAUUAGUAGUCAUUGACUUUGGUCACCCUACGCAAGUGCUAGUAGAUCCCGAAUCCAAACAGUUAUCUGGCAUUGUGGACUUGGGCAAAACGCUAUGGGGUGAUGUCUACAUGGGUGAAAUAUUCGAAGAGCCAUCGUCUUCGAUGUUGGACGGCUUUGGAGGAUCGCAGAUGGUAGGAAGUGAGAUGGAGAAAAUAAGGCAGCUUUUGUAUGUGCCUCUGUCCUACAAGGAGUUUGGAAUAUGUAACACUGACUUUCCUUCUUUGUGACCACUUUUGACAGAUAUGCCUGCUAU